This is a messenger RNA of Knipowitschia caucasica, 846 nucleotides long. NCBI's taxonomy places the organism in Eukaryota, Metazoa, Chordata, Actinopteri, Gobiiformes, Gobiidae. The record is from the annotation of a GenBank genome assembly.
AUGAAGUCGUGGGUUUGUCUCUUUGCUCUUGUGUCUACAUUGUUUGCUUCAGGAUCAGCGCAAACAGUGAUAAAUGCAAAAACAGGAGAUGCUGUGGUCCUGAAGCCCCCGGGUCCCCCCACCUUCCCCAUCACCAUGAUCUUGUGGAAGCACAACAAAAACCUUGCAGUGGAAUGGGAGGAAGCAAGUUCUGACAUUGAUAAAUACGAACCCUUUAAAGACAACACGUCUUUGAACAUUUCCACUGGAGAACUCACCCUGACUGUGAGCGAUCAGUUUGCCGGAGAAUAUGCUGUGGAGAUCAAUAGCUUCCUUCUGCCUGGAUCAAUAACUCUGACUAUUCUCCCUCGAGUCCCAAAACCACAUAUUUCUGUGUCUUGUAACGAGGAGAAGACAAAAUGCACUUUGAUCUGCGAGGGGGACGUGACGGCGAUGACACCUGAACCUGCCUACAAAUGGAAGUUUAACAACGAAGAGCAAGAGCACCCUCUGAAGAGCCUGGACAUUACACCGGACAACACAGCUCCUGAGUUCAUCUGCGAGCUCGAGAACCCAGUCAGUCAAGAGAGCAGCGAGCCCUUUGCUAACCCAUUCACCAGUCCAAGCCCAGUGGGCGGUGGUCCAAAGAUAAUGAAUGCACUUCUGGUAGCUCUUUGCCUGUUGGCUGUUGUGAUCAUAGCUGUCGUUGUACACAGAUUUAAAUCCGGAAUGUGGUUCUUCCAAAAAGAUUCAAUGCCGUGGGAAGCUGACUUUUGGCAGAAAACGCAACCCCAAGCCGGUCCUGAAGCUCCACCGGCGAACGCUCGGCCAGGAGAGAGGAACGCCAUGAUGGAAAGCACUUCAUAA